CUCUCUUUCUUCCCUCUCUCUCUCUCUUUGAUGCUACCAAAAUGUUCUUUGUUUUUCUUCAAACAUUUCUGGGCCGUUGAUCUUCAACAGAGAGCUUAAUUGGUUCUCUUUUUUAUGUUCUUCUUCUCACUUCACUUGAUUCCCAGUCCGGAAUUGCAUCUAAUUCUUUUUUGUUUUUACAUCUCUUGUCUUUUAUAUUCUUAAACCCUUUAAUGGAAAUUGUUAGGACAAAGUGAAAACAUCGACCUAGUACUUCUGUUUUUUGUAGCUGUUCGGGUUACUUGAGCUUCGAGUUCAAUUUGCUCAUCCAUGGCGAAUCUUUGGUGGGCUAAUCAAGUGAAUCUACAAGCUAUGGACCCUGCAGGCAAUUCAGCUGCCUUGAACAAACGUGACCUAGAGAUUUCAAUCAACGACGUGGGCAAAAACAUGAGCAACGCCGACGAUGACGACGACGAUAGGGACACCGGAGACGAACCCAAAGAGGGGGCUGUCGAGAUCGGUAACCGAAGACCUAGAGGCCGACCUCCGGGCUCCAAGAACAAGCCUAAACCACCCAUAUUUGUCACUAGGGAUAGCCCUAACGCGCUCCGUAGUCACGUCAUGGAAGUUGCGAGUGGUAUUGAUGUAGCCAAAAGCAUAGCUCAAUUCGCCCGGAGACGACAACGCGGCGUCUGCGUUCUUAGCGGCAGUGGUUCGGUCGCGAACGUUACGAUUAGACAACCGGCAGCACCCGGAGCCGUGGUUGCCCUCCAAGGGAGGUUCGAAAUCUUGUCUUUGGCCGGAGCUUUCUUGCCUGGACCGGCACCACCGGGCUCGACAGGGCUUACCGUAUACCUAGCCGGUGGUCAAGGACAAGUAGUAGGCGGAAGUGUCGUCGGUUCACUGGUGGCAGCAGGGCCUGUUAUGGUCAUUGCAGCGACAUUUGCCAACGCAACUUACGAAAGAUUGCCCGUAGAAGACGAAGCUGCCAGCGGUGUUGGCCAUGGAGAUCAGAUCCACAAUGGAGCAACCGGUUCUCCGCCGCCGACAAUCAGAAGCGGAAACGACCCGCAGGCAGGUCUACUUGAUCCAUCUUCACUUCCAAUAUACAAGUUGCCUCCUAAUUUAGUCUCCAAUGGAGGUCAACUAGGGCAUGAGGCCUAUGCUUGGGCACAUGCGCGACCACCUUACUAAUGAUUCCAGACCAUAGCUUCAUAUAUGUAAGAGAUCACCUAAUGUCAUAGAUCUUUCAAAAAUGUUUGUGUUUUCGUAUUUAAAGAUUUGUGACACAAAACAAAAAACCUAGGUGAUCUCAUUGUAUAUUAAUUAAACCAUCUCCCUUUGCUUUGCUUUAUGUUUCUAAUAAUGAAAGAUAAU
Hibiscus syriacus is the source of this 1356-nucleotide messenger RNA. RefSeq names its product AT-hook motif nuclear-localized protein 20-like. The transcript has a single exon. The coding region runs from base 310 to 1173 and encodes 287 amino acids. NCBI's taxonomy places the organism in Eukaryota, Viridiplantae, Streptophyta, Magnoliopsida, Malvales, Malvaceae. Gene Ontology annotation, cellular component: nucleus. Gene Ontology annotation, molecular function: minor groove of adenine-thymine-rich DNA binding; DNA-binding transcription factor activity. The record is from RefSeq and is a predicted model, not a curated record.